AUGCAUCAACCUAAAGAGUGUCAUUUACAUGUUGCCUACCGAGUGCUACAGUAUUUGAAAAGCACACCAGGAAAAGGGGUUCUUUUUAAACGAAGUGGAAAAGUAGAGGUUGAGAUGUUUACAGAUGCUGAUUAUGCAGGCUCAACGAUUGAUCGAAGGUCAACCUCCAGUCAUCUUACUUUUGUUGGUGGCAACCUUGUCACUUGGAGGAGUAAAAAACAGAAUGUAGUUGCUCGAUCAAGUGCUGAGGCUGAACUUAGGGCACUUGCCCAAGGAAUAUGUGAGUUACUUUGGGUCAAGAACUUGUUUGACGAGUUACAAAUUCCUUUAUUCAGUCCUAUGAAGAUUUGUUGCGACAAUAAGUUAGCAAUCAAUCUAGUGCACAACCCAGUACAGUAUGACUGUACCAAACAUGUGGAGAUUGAUCGCCAUUUCAUCAAAGAGAAACUUGAGGCCAAUGUGAUUUGUAUAUCAUACAUUCCAACAAAUAAUCAGUUGGCAGAUAUGCUUACUAAAGGCAUCUCGGGGACACAACUGCAGAAGAUUAUUCCCAAGCUGGAAAUGGACGACAUCCAUUCACCAGCUUGA
This is a messenger RNA of Spirodela intermedia, 588 nucleotides long. NCBI's taxonomy places the organism in Eukaryota, Viridiplantae, Streptophyta, Magnoliopsida, Alismatales, Araceae. The record is from the annotation of a GenBank genome assembly.